UGCAUAGGGAGCGGUCUGUUACAAACGUAAACUAAAACGGAUACUAAAUCUAAUGUUACUAUAGGCCUACUAAUCAGAGCAUUUAAGACUCAUUAGAUGAAAGUUAUUUGAAUAUAGGACGUUUCCUUUCAUUCAUUAAGCAGGUGACAUGUAGGUCGUGCUGGUGUCAAACGGUUGAAGCAGCAUCCAGGAUUGGAGAACAGGAGGGGAGAGAAACCCCCAGAGCAGCAUGGAGGAAGCAACAGGUUCUCCUCAGGAGGAGGCGAUCUCUCAGUUAAAGAGGGUGUAUGUGGAGGAAGCAGAGUUACCAUCAGCCAGCAACAUGCCUAGAAAUAAGGAACAUCAACUCAUGGAGUACAGGGUGUCUUUGGAGGAGGCAGAGUUACCAUCAGCCAGAGAGGAAGAUCGGUCCAGACAUGGGGGAGAUCGCACCAUGGAGCCCAGGGUGGAGGAGGAGAGACCGGUGUCACCAAGUUAUCUGUCAAUGAAGAGUGAUCAGUCGAUGGAUGUACCCAUUCAUUUUAAAAUGGGAGAUACAACUCAAGAAGGUACUCAGAUCUGCAAAGUUCAUCCCGCCAGAUCAGAAUCACCAACUCCCAGUUAUUCAGCCAUGAGUGACUCUUCAGUGGAACGCUCUAUCAACUUCAAUGAUGGAGGAUUACCAAAGAUUAAACCAGAAGACAUUCUCUGUGACCUCUGCUUUGAUGUUUUGGAAAUUGAGAAGAGAGCUGUUAAGACCUGUCAGACCUGCAAUAGCUCAUUCUGUGAGAAGCACAUCAGGAAGCACUACACUGAUGCACGGUUUCAGACACACCAGUUAGUGGAUGUGCCAGGGGGACUGGAACACUGCCAGGAUCAUCUCAAGCCCCUUGAGGUGUUCUGCUUGACUGACCAGAGGUUCAUCUGCAGUCAAUGUUCAGUGACAAAGCACAAAGGACAUGACAUUCAUCAUCAGACACAACAAGCUGGAGCAAAGCGAUCUGCUGGAGUGGGAGCCCAGAGACCACGUUGCGUUAAUGCAAUGCUGCCCCCUCCUGGUGAGAUCAGCUUCUUGUCAGUAAAGCCAGACUCUGUGACUCUGAGCUGGGGACCUCCUGAGGGUCUGGAGGGACGAAGGAAGUUCAGAGUGACCUGGGAGGGUGAUGGAGAAAAGAACAGCUUUUCAGUAACAGACUUUUACAGAGUGGUAAUAACCGGACUCCAACCUGGUCAGAAGUAUGAGUUCACUGUGGCCACUGAGGGGGACCAUGGCAACCACAGUAACCUUGUCUCAAAAUCUACAUACACAGUGGUCCCGCCUCCCAAGAACAUAAAGGUUGACCGGUUUGGACCAUAUUCCUUCAAAGUUUGCUGGUCCAGAUCUCCAGGAAUGGACCAUGUUACACAGGGUUUCCUCGUAUGCUACACCGGUGAAGGAGAAGAGCCUGUAGCGAUACAUGCUAAAGACUGCUGCACAACACUGACUGACCUGCAACCUGGUACUCAGUACAUUGUCAAAGUCUGUACUGUGUUGUACAAUAAUGAAGAGAGUGAACCUGUCAACACAACUAUCUGCACUAGUGUUCCUGCUCCAGGCAAGUUGACAGUUGUCUCAGUGGGCACCACAUCAGCCACUGUGAGCUGGGAACAUCCAGAUGGAAUGGAACAGACCCAACUCCAGUACCAGGUUUCCUGGCAGAGUCCAGGAACUAGAGACAACAGCGAUAACAAAACCAUUGAAAUUGGCUGCUCCACCAAACUGAAUGGCCUGCAACCUGCAACACAGUAUACUGUCAGUGUCUCAACUAUGUUUAAAACUGGAGAAAAAAGUGAACCAGUUCACACAACUUUUAACACUGAUAUUGAGCCACCAAGGUGCAUAACAGUUAACUCAUCGACAACAACCUCAGUAUCUCUGAGCUGGCAACCCCCUGAUGACAUGGAGGAGAAGCAAAGGUACAGAGUUGAGUGGAAAUCUGGUGGACAUUACGACCACCAUAUUGUUCAUGAGUCAUCCUAUAACAUAACUAACCUCAAGCCUGGCAGAGCGUAUGCCAUUAAAGUUGCAACUGUUGGAGACAAUGAGAAACUGAGCAAGUUUGUUGAAACGACAUCAAACACAGAACCAACCCCUCCUGAAAACCUGCAUCUGAAGAAAGUUAAAAACACAUCUGUCACAUUGUGUUGGGACACUCCAGUCAACAUGGAGGAUCUGUCAUAUUCAUUCAAGUAUUCCUGCAAUAGAGAAAACAUCGAACACAUAACUAAAAACAACAGUGCUGUUUUAUCUGAUCUGGAGCCAGGAACAUCAUACACCUUUAAGGUGGCCACUGUGCUAGAAAAUGGCUGCACAAGCUUAACCCUUGUGUUAUCUUCGGGUCAUUCUGACCCAUCAGUCAUUGUGACCCACCGUCGUAUUGCGACAGAUCCGAAGGCAGCACGAGGGUUAAGGGAAACUAUUGAUCAUAGCACAAACAAAAGUUUCAAGUGUCUAUUGGACAACUUGGGACUAGGACAUUGUUGGACAAACAAACUGACCGUAGAGAUGGUAAGACAGAUAGAUGAGAAUUCUAUGUCUGAAAAAGCUGACCUUCCAUCACAACUACAAUUAUUUUUAAAGAGGUUGCUGAUGGUGAACAUUAAAGCAAUGAAUCUAAAACAAGAUGCUUAUCAACACUCGUUACCCGACCACAAGCCAUCAAGUGAUGAAGAGAUGCCUGAUGGCUUAAAGGACAUUAACCCUCUUGAUGUCAUAACUGCUCUGUUUUUGUGCUCAGAUGGUAUCUUGCAACAAGAGCUCAGUCUUAAAUUAUCCCUGUGUCAGUUUGCUGUUCCUCUGCUGCUGCCCAACCCUGAAACACAGCAAUGCACUCUGAUGCUGUGGGCCAUGAGGGACAUUGUUAAGCAAUUUAUACCUCACCCUCCUGGUGACUCAAAAGAGUAUGUGGAGAAAAGUAUUGUAGAGACUGAGCUCCCAAUGGUGUCUUUUGUUAGAUUCGGAGAUAGCAGCUUGUCAAAGUCUAAGGUUUUAAAUGAUCUCAGUAAUUCCCAACAGACCCACAACACAUUUGUUCACCGUAACAUGAGAGCUGGGAACAUCCCAAAGACGAUAUCUGAUGGUUUAGUAGAAAUAAGUUGGUACCUGCCAAGUGGAAUCCCGAACAUUGACGUCUUCCCUGAACCUGUGGCUGUAGCUAAUCUUCGUGGAGAUAUUGAGGACUUUCCAACCCAGUUCAAGUUCCUCUGUGAAACAUCAGCUGCAAUGUUUGUGUUUUGUGAUGAUCUGGAUGUCAAAUGUAUUCCAGACCUUAGUCAACUGAAACUGCAACUCUUCAUUGUCUGUGACUUUCAAUCUGGUUUAAAAAAAGAAGCUGCAGAGUUCCAGAAAUACAACGUUGAGAUUAUAGAAAAGAGAAAAAAUAUGAAUGAAGCAGAACUUGUGGAUAAGAUUUGUUCUGAAGUGAAAAAGGUCUUGAAAUCAGACCACCUCAAAAUUAAAGUGGAGAGUAUGGUGGAUGUUGCAUCUCAGUUGUCUAUCCCAGUGGAUGAAAAAUGCAGUCCUUGUGACACAGCAAAGGAUAGAGCAGCCAGAGUAACAGAGAACAUCAAACUACCUUUACAAGGGACAACUUGGAAGGAACUCACUAGACUGGAAAAAGAACAAUGCAUACUUAAAUUAGCAGGAGAUGAAAAACAUGAAAGCGAUAAGACUGAACAAAGGAGGGAACAGGUGACAAUUGGCAUGAGUGACAGCGUCAAAUGGUUCAUUGAGGGUUUGAAAAGUCCAGAAGAUGAACGAUCUUAUUUCCUCAAGUGGAUGAAGAUCAUCCUGGACAACAUAUCAAGAGCAAAACAUUCUAAACUUAUGAAGAGAGACCAAAGACAGGCAUUUCCUGAGGGUCACCCUGACACCAACAUGAAGGAACUUGUUGACAGAUCCUUGGGAACAGAACACUUCCUGAGAGAAGUUGGUCAGCUGUAUGAAGCAUCUAUGUGUGUUCCUGAAACCACUGACCUUAAACAUCAACUUCAAGAACUGCCAACAAUCUGUGCUGAGUUAAUGUUGGCUGGCUUUCCAUUGGAACUCAUGGAUGGGGAUGUGUCUAACAUCCCAAUGAGGUGGGUAACCGAUGUCCUGAAAGAACUUGACUCUCUCAUCCAACUCAAUAACAAGAUUCGAGUAGUUACAAUUCUAGGGUCCCAAAGCUCAGGGAAGUCCACUCUCCUCAACACCAUGUUUGGAGUUCAGUUUGCUGUCAGCAGUGGAAGAUGCACCCGAGGUGCCUUCAUGCAGCUCAUCAAGGUCAAACAUGAGUUCAGAGAUGUGAUCAAAUGUGACUUCCUAAUGAUCAUCGAUACAGAGGGUUUGAAGGCUGCACAGUUGUUAGACUUAACUGACAACUAUAAACACGAUAAUGAGCUGGCCACGUUUGUGGUAGGACUGAGUGACAUAUCCAUUGUGAACAUUGCUAUGGAAAACCACUCAGAUGUGAGAGAUCUCCUGCAGAUUGUAGCUCAUGCCUUCCUCAGGAUGUCUCAGAAAGAAUCAGGGAAGAAGCCCAGUUGUCUGUUUGUGCACCAGAAUGUGCCAGAUAUCUCUGCUCCUCACAAAAACCGUAGGGAUCAGAAGCUCCUUUUAGAACAGCUCAAUGAAAUGACAAGCGUUGCAAGCAGGAUGGAACAUUUGGGUAAAGACUUGGUAUUCACUGACAUCAUCAACUACAGAGCAGAGGACACCUGCUACCUGCCAGGUCUGUGGUAUGGAAGUCCACCCAUGGCUCCAGUCAAUCAAGGCUAUAGUGAAGGUGUGGCCAAAGUCAAGAGCUAUUUAAUCCAAACAUUUUCUAAUAAAACCGAAGCAGCAGAAACAUUGCUGGAUUUCAGCAAGUCUGUGAAAGAUUUAUGGGAUGCAGUAAAGUGUGAGAACUUCCUCUUUAACUUUCGCAACAGCCUGGUGGCUGAAGCAUACAGCAAGCUUAGUGCAGAGUUUAGCAGUUGGGAAUGGGACUUCCAAAAGCCGAUUUCCAUUUGGCUGUUGGAGGCAGAAACUAGAGUGGCAAACUAUGGUUUGAUUGACUCUCAAGAAGAGAAUCUCCUUGACAAAUUUGCAGAAGAGUUAAGAACUGAAGCUAACCUUCAACUUAAGAGACAUGGAAAUAUUUUUGUCAACAAAGUGGCUGAAUACUACAAAACAGGUGCAAAUUUGCAACUGGUUGAGAAGUACAAGAAUGAAUUCCACAUUGAUACAGAAAGCAGAAAGAGGAGGAUGGCCAAGACAGUGGAGAGAAGAUUAGAAGUUGCUGUGGAUGUGAGAAAAUGCACAUUUGGAGUAGACAGAAUUACAAAAAACAAUAAAACUAUUAUGGAGAAAAAUGUUUCUGAACUUGUUAAGUGUUGUCGAGGUAAACAGAAAAUGACCGUAGAGCAAAUCAAACAAGAAUUUGAAAAGAUGUGGACUGAAACUUCAGAACAGCUCUCAUUUAAAGGUCAUGAGACUCAAAAUGUUCCAGCACUGAUCACCACUGAUCUUCAUGUUAACUUGACAAGGGAAGGUCCCAAAGUCCAGGAGAUGCUAAAUAAAUCAAAGCCUUUAGAGAACUGUGGGAAAGAUGCAUUUAAAGUGAACAGGGCACACAUAAUUAAGAAGCUAUUCAAUAAGAAUUUUUCAAAGAGCACUUUUGAGACUGAAAAGGUUCAAGACAUGGCCAAUGACACCAUAAACCAGUGUCUGACAUUUGUAGCAGGAAAGGUGAAAGAAAAAACUGACUACCACCCAGCUCACACCAUGGAACUACUGGAAUUAAUUGAAAAUAACCUGAAAAAACACUGUGAGUUGGACAUAAGUCCUAAGAUUGCUGCAGCUCUGAAAAUACACAUCUGUGGGCAUGCAGCGAGGGAAUUCCAGAGCAUGCAUGAAGCUUUCAUCAAAGACAAAGACCCAGAAAGAAACUUUUUGGCGUUGAAGCCCCAGUACUGUAAUGACUUCAAAGGCCUUUACUACCAGAAAGAAACGAGGAAAGAGUACAAAAGAAAGGCCAAAGAAUUCACAGAUGAAUCUCUUAAACCAGCAGUCAUGGAGUAUAUCCAGAAAUCUCCCAAUCUGGACAUUAAUGGCAUAAUAAAAGAAAUUGUUGAAUUCAGAACAAUAAGACAUUUUCAGUUGUUCAUGCUUAAAGAGCUAUCGUCAUCUGAGUUCAACAGGUUCCAGGAGUAUAUUAAGAACUAUAAUGAAAGCGCACAGAAUUUGAUCCAGCAAAUAUUGGAAACAAGAUGUAGAAGUAAUAAAAUUGAAAUUGUGAGGACAAUUUGCAGAGAAAUACAGGCUGCUGUUGUGCAAUUAGAGGGAACUCACAUUUCCAAUGGAGGAGACAUAAAAGAGUUCUUUGUUGGUUUACGCUCAAAACUGAAUGAGAGGCUUGUCAUCUCUGACAAUACAACAGGAUUGGUUGUAAAUAAUUUCAGGGCCAGUGAAUUUUCCAAUGUGUUGACAGAAUUAAUUGGAAAAAUGGAAAAAGACCUUCUCCUAAAGGAGAAAUCUGUACCUUGCGGCCCUCUGAAGCAACAGCAGAAAAAGCUGUUAGGCUGUCAGAGAUUCUGUCCACGGUGCAAUGUCCCCUGUGAUAAAGAGGGGGAGAGUCACUGGUGGCACACUGCUUUGACUCAUCGACCACUUGCAUUUGGGAAGGAAGAAAAGUCUGGGAAACUUACCUUUCAGAUGUGCUCACAUACAGACAGUUCCUGGUUUACUAUUUGGAAGAGUUAUUUCAAAAGAGAGGUCCAGCCGUAUGACACCCCAAUCACAGCCACACCCUACUGGAAGUUUAUCUUUGCAAAGCACAAUGAAAAGUAUGCAGAGAUACACAAAUGCUCACCAGGUAAAAUACCAGAAGCUUGGAAAGCAAUCACAAGAGAGGAGGCUGUACAGAGCUUAAAAAUAUGAAAAUCAAUAUCAACUUCAAUCAAUCGACUUUGUUUCACCAAGAUCAAUGGCUCCAAGUGACUUUAGAGUAAAUCUGAUUGGAAUAUGAAAUAUUGAAUUAUUUGUGAUGUAUUGUAUUCUUGUACUCUAACGAUGUACUGUUAUAUUGUAGUUUAUGUUGUUGUUGCACAAUACCUGAUAUAUUAGUAUCGUUGCACAGUGCCUGAUACAAAUAGACUGUUUCCUAACUUCGUGUAAUGACAACGUGAAAGUGUACAAAGGUGACUUGGGCUUAAGAUGAACUACAUUUAGUCAUUUAGCAGACGCUCUUAUCCAGAGCUGGACAAAUAUGGCCCUUUAACCUGUACAUAUAUUGUUAGAGGACAAAUGGACAACAUGUUUUAGUUAUGUUUGAUACAUUCACACAGCUUAUGAGUUUUUGAGAUAAAUCUUUUCUGUUACUAAUAUCUCCACAAGUAAUUCAAAUGUUUUUAUUUGUUGACUGAGGAUUAUAAGGCCCUAAUGUUUUUUUGUUGAAUUAAAAUGACAAUGUUAUUGUUCAAUGAUGUAGAUUAUGUCGUAUUUUACAUAUGGUUACAUAUGGUUAUAGAUAAACAUACAGUUUAUCUGUCUGAUUUAUAUAAAGAUUGUUUUCGAGGAUAAAUACACUUUACUAAACAUUGUAAAUGGUAACAUUAUCUACUGAUUGCUUUAUGGAUAUUACAAUCAAUACAAACAAUCAAAUCAUGUGUAAAAUGAUUUGGGCUCAAAUAAAAAAGUGUGUUGAAAGACACCGUGGAGUUUGUUACUUCAU
Messenger RNA from Osmerus eperlanus (European smelt), 7712 nucleotides. Its product is annotated as interferon-induced very large GTPase 1-like. NCBI's taxonomy places the organism in Eukaryota, Metazoa, Chordata, Actinopteri, Osmeriformes, Osmeridae. Gene Ontology annotation, molecular function: protein binding; zinc ion binding; GTP binding. The coding region runs from base 230 to 6919 and encodes 2229 amino acids. The record is from RefSeq and is a predicted model, not a curated record. The transcript has 15 exons.